AUGUUCAAUGCGGCUCCUGAUACACCGUCUCCAGUCUACCCGGAUCGCUUAAUUCGUCCUCUUCCCAGGCGGACGCUCCGCUCUCGCCUGUCUACCGAAGCGGCCGACUCGAUCCUCUUUCCCCCGGCUCCGGCAAGUCAGCUCUUCUACGGGACCUCGGUGGAUAGUGUGGACCUGGUCAAUGACACGAAAGUGUAUGUGCAACAGACUGAAGGUCGGGAUCAGAGUCCUGAGCGGGACCAGGUCCAAUACGAGAACGGAGUAGAGCUAGAGAGUGGUGAUGAGGACGGGCCUGUAGUGGUUCGACGCAGUGCCGGUUUUCACGGGUCUACCUUGUCGCCGACGGCUUCCAGUGCACAACCUCAGACCGUCCCCACCAACGGGGACCGGGCGCCCAUCAAGUCAUCCGUGGCGGGUCCGGAUGGGUACGACGCGUUUGAGAACACUAACAACAAGAAGAAACGCAAGAUCCCAACCCCCGGCAACCUUGGGAGCCAUCACUCCACACUCUCCCCCGAAUUCUCCACCAUGGGCCUGGCGAGCUCUGUUCAACCCUCCUCAGGCAGUGAAAGCAGUCAUGUGAGUACAUUCUACGGCACUGGGAGCCCCGCGUCUCCCAUAUCCAGUGGCAUGUCCGGGGCCGGCAGAGGUCGUCUCGGUCGUCAACCACAUCGCAGCACCGGGCGAAACUCUUUCUCGCUUCACUCACCCAUCAGUUGGCCUCGGACCCCGAGCCGACGUGAUGGUCUGUUGUCCUCCCCUGGAUCCGCAGGUGACUCGUCGGAAAAACGCGACCAAGGGAUCAUUUCUGCUGCCAUCGCCAAUGCCGCCGCGUCCGCGUUCGCCCCUCCACCUUCUGGGACCGGUCAUGUUAGCAUGCUGGAGCAACAAACCCCCACGCCUACCAAGGGACAAUUCACCUUCACCUGCGAGUCGGACUCCUCCAAGGGCAUGGCGCUCCAACCCCGAACCUCAUAUCCCACACACCGCUCUCCUUCAACUCUUCCGGCUCCUGUCCAGAACCAGAGGGGUGCCUCUCAAGGAACACAAACGAGUCCUCCGAUGAUGUCGCAGACUAGCGCGCAAGAUGCUUCGCAUACAUCGCAGGCACCACAAGUGGGUACGGGGGAAACUUCUGUGGCCACGAAGAAGAAGCGGUCGCCCGGCAGCAUCUAUGCUCUGGCGGCGCGGCAGCGCAAGAUUCAGCAGCAGUACUCCAAUCUCCACCAUCCGCCGAGCAUUGAGGACAUUUGGAUCUGUGAGUUUUGUGAGUACGAGGCGAUUUUUGGCCGCCCACCGGAGGCUCUCAUUCGACAAUACGAGAUCAAGGACCGCAAGGAGCGGAAGCGACUGGCAGAGAAGAAACGGCUGCUGGAGAAAGCCAAGAUGAAAGGCCGAAAAGGCAAGAAGGCGACCAAGAAUGCGACGAAGCAGGCAGCAGUCCAGCCGGCAGCGUAUGAUCAUGGAUAUGAUCAUGCCUCGGUCGAUCACUCGACCGGAGGCGCUGGCACACAGGAGGAUGAGUACGGAGGCGAGCAUGAAGACGGGGACUCCAGCACUCCACCUCUAGCUCCACCAAACGCCAAGGGCGCUUUACCCUCAAGCAAUGCGCCUAAGAUGAGCGCGCCGGGGUCGGGCGCUAAAGCGACGCUUGACGGAGGGACGCGGCCGCCCUGA
This is a messenger RNA of Aspergillus saccharolyticus JOP 1030-1, 1677 nucleotides long. RefSeq lists its product as uncharacterized. Lineage: Eukaryota; Fungi; Ascomycota; Eurotiomycetes; Eurotiales; Aspergillaceae. The transcript is spliced from 2 exons. The record is from RefSeq and is a predicted model, not a curated record. The coding region runs from base 1 to 1677 and encodes 558 amino acids.